Molecule: messenger RNA, 1205 nt
Organism: Centropristis striata (black sea bass)
Lineage: Eukaryota; Metazoa; Chordata; Actinopteri; Perciformes; Serranidae
Product: hepatic lectin-like
Exons: 5
Coding region: 1-678 (225 amino acids)
Source: RefSeq, a predicted model, not a curated record
AUGUCUGAGACCAUUUAUGAGAACGAUCUUGGUGAUCAACAGAAAAUGGAAGAAUUUGUGUUAAAUACAGCUGGAGAGAGCGAUGAGGCGGACGAGAGGACAGCGACUAUUUAUGAAAGCAUAGACAGCUACGAGGGUCACAACGCUGCAACACAGAGUUCAGUGCAGCAGCAGCCAGACAGAUUUAAACUGCAGACCCUCAGCAGGAGCUCGGCUGAAAAGAGAAACCAAACUUUGGCUGAAAUCAUGGGCGUUUUAACACGUUUACUUCCUGAAUUGCUUGCAGAUCACUUCUGUAAAGACGGCUGCAAGUCAUUCAGCAACAGUUUUUAUUACAUUUCUUCUGGAUGGAAGAGCUGGGAGGACAGCAGACAGGACUGCAGAGACAGAGGGGCAGAUCUAGUCAUUGUAACCAAUGAAGAAGAGCAGGGAUUCAUUAAUUCCUUCAACCAGGAAUUCUGGAUCGGUCUGACAGACAGAGAAGAAGAGGGAACAUGGAGAUGGGUAGAUGGUUCAGUUCUGAACAGCUCAGGGUUUUGGUAUCCAGGCGAGCCCAACGCACGUACGUGGAAGGAGGAUUGUGUCUACGUGUAUUGGUCUGGAGUGCUGAACAGUUGGAAUGAUGCUGACUGUUCUACCUUGAGACACUGGAUCUGUGAAAAACCUAUGGAUGUCUAAUGUCAUUUGUAAAUAUUCUGUGAUAAGCACCAAAAAAUAGCUUUUUAUCUUUUUUCUUAUAAAACACUUUUUUGAAACACAAUCAUUCUCCUCCCUCUAGCAGCCGUAGAUUCUGCCCUACAAAGUCUAACUGCAGUUACUACUUUUUUGGUCGAAAUUGAGUUAUAAACUAAAAAUGAACUCCUUGAUGAAUGUUUAAUCUUGUGACAAAGUUUUAGAUUUCAAUUUUGCUUUAACUCAGAGAAAUAAUGAUAUAAAAAUUGCAGUAACUACAAAAUCCAACUCAAAACCAAAGCAGACCGCAUUGAUUGCACUUACAACAGUCUGUUUUGACUGAAAUACAGUGUAGCCUUGUAUUUAUUCAUUGUGUUGAAUAGUGAAGACAAGAAUAAUAGAAAUUAUACGUUUAUUAGGAGGGGAAAUUAUUAUCUAUAUAGCAAUUAAGUAAAGGGGGAAUAAAUUAUGUCAAGACUAAAAUGUAACAUUACUUCAUAAUAUUAAGUCUAAAAUACACAAAUCUUCUAAUA